Molecule: messenger RNA, 897 nt
Organism: Zygotorulaspora mrakii
Lineage: Eukaryota; Fungi; Ascomycota; Saccharomycetes; Saccharomycetales; Saccharomycetaceae
Gene: ATP3
Product: F1F0 ATP synthase subunit gamma
Exons: 1
Coding region: 1-897 (298 amino acids)
Biological process (GO): proton motive force-driven ATP synthesis
Molecular function (GO): proton-transporting ATP synthase activity, rotational mechanism
Source: RefSeq, a predicted model, not a curated record
AUGUUGAGAGCUGCAUGCAACACAUUUGUCCGUCACAAUGGCGUCAGAUCGUACGCGACCCUGAAAGAGGUCGAAAUGCGUCUGAAGUCGAUCAAGAACAUCGAGAAAAUCACCAAGACAAUGAAAAUCGUCGCCUCAACCAGACUGAGUAAGGCGGAAAGAGCGAAGGUCACGGCGAAAAAAUUCGAUAACGCGGACCAGCAAUUCUACCAGAACGCGGAAACCAAGCCUCUCACGGCGGAGAGCGGGGACGCAGACAGCUCGAAGGAACUGAUCAUUGCGAUCACCUCCGACAAAGGGCUGUGCGGGUCGAUCCACUCGCAGUUGGCCAAGGCGGUCAGAAAGCAUUUGAAUGACUCUUCGGAUGCGGGAAAUGUCGACGUUGUCACGGUGGGGGACAAGAUCAAGGUUCAGCUGUUGAGAACGCAUGCUAGCAACAUCAAGUUAGCCGUCAACGGUACGGGUAAAGAGGCGCCAACCUUCGAAGAAUCGUCGCUGAUCGCGAAUAAGCUGUUGUCUCUCGGCGCGGAGAAAUAUCCAAAGAUUUCGAUCUAUUACAACGAUCCCGUCAGUUCGAUCUCUUUCGAGCCAAAAGUCAAGCCUGUCUUCAACGCCAAGACCAUCGAGGAGUCCCCAAAGUACAGCAAGUUCGAGAUUGACAACGACUUGAAGGUCUCGACCGAUUUGUUCGAGUACACGCUAUCAAACAAGAUUUUAACGGCGAUGGCAGAGGGCUACGCCGCUGAAAUCUCGGCAAGAAGAAAUGCUAUGGAUAACGCUUCGAAGAACGCCGGUGACAUGAUCAACAGGUACUCUAUCUUGUAUAAUAGAACGAGACAAGCGGUCAUCACUAACGAAUUGGUCGAUAUCAUUACGGGUGCUUCUUCUCUGGAUUAG